Messenger RNA from Trichoplusia ni (cabbage looper), 939 nucleotides. RefSeq lists its product as uncharacterized. The record is from RefSeq and is a predicted model, not a curated record. The transcript has a single exon. The coding region runs from base 1 to 939 and encodes 312 amino acids. Lineage: Eukaryota; Metazoa; Arthropoda; Insecta; Lepidoptera; Noctuidae.
AUGUUCACUUGCGCUAGUUGUGGUUCCGAGCACACCGACGGCCCGAUCUGUAGUGGCUGCAAUCAACACUAUGACUAUCAAUGCGCUGGAGUCACUGAAGUUGGUUACCGAAGACUCGGUGAUAGUAGGAAGAACGCUUGGCGCUGCCCAAAAUGUAAGUCAACAUCCCCUUCUCUGCCUGUAUCUCCCCAGCCUAGCCAGCUCGACAAAAUGCAGGAACAGCUCAACAAGAUUGCCCUUGACCUGGCUCCAUUGGCUGCGUUGGUUGCAGACGUGAAAUCCAUAAAACUGGAGCUCUCCGGGCUCAAGGACUCCAUUGAGAUGGCCCACGACUCAAUAAACGGUUUCUCCGAAAAAGUAAAGUCUCUCGAGUCAAAGGUAAUCACGAUGGAGAAAAUGGCGGGUCAAAUACCAAUACUCCAGGAGGGAAUUGACAAGUUAAACCGAGAAUCGCGUGACAGAGACCAAUGGGCAAGAGCUAAUAAUGCCGAGAUCAAAGGAAUACCGCAGAAAAAAGAUGAAAAUUUGUAUGAUAUAGCACAGAAGAUCGGAAACCUUUGCAACAUCUCUAUACGAAGGGAGGACAUAAAUUAUAUUGCACGUAUACCAACUCGCAUCUCCAACGUAGAUAAGCCGAUCGUAGUUGCUUUUAACAGUCGCUAUACCAAGGAGGAAUUCGUGGCUUCUGCGCGCAAUAGUAAAUUGCUGAACAUAUCCAAUCUAGGAUUUUCUUCGGCUGCCAACUUCUACGUCAAUGACCAUUUAACUCCCAGCAAUAAGUCACUUCUAAACAAGGCAAAAGCCCUUGCGAAAGAAAAUAAUUUUAAAUAUAUUUGGGUAAAACACUGCAAGAUCAUGGCAAAAAGGUCGGACACUGCGUCUACAUUUUUUAUAAAAUGCGAGGAAGACCUUUUAAAAAUUGCAAAUCAUCAACUGUAG